AUGCAGCAGGGAACGACCAGGGAACAGGCAGGGGACGAGCAGGGGAGGGCAGGAAGCGGGCGGGCUACAGCUGCAGCGCGCAGGGGCGCGAUCGGCGCGUCGGGCUUCGAUCAUAGUUUAGCUUCUUGCUUCUAUCUACAGUCCGAUCAGAUGAGAUAG
Messenger RNA from Coniophora puteana RWD-64-598 SS2, 159 nucleotides. RefSeq lists its product as uncharacterized. Bases 1 to 159 code for a protein of 52 amino acids. The record is from RefSeq and is a predicted model, not a curated record. The transcript is spliced from 2 exons. Lineage: Eukaryota; Fungi; Basidiomycota; Agaricomycetes; Boletales; Coniophoraceae.